Opisthorchis viverrini is the source of this 414-nucleotide messenger RNA. RefSeq lists its product as hypothetical. Lineage: Eukaryota; Metazoa; Platyhelminthes; Trematoda; Opisthorchiida; Opisthorchiidae. Bases 1 to 414 code for a protein of 137 amino acids. The transcript is spliced from 4 exons. The record is from RefSeq and is a predicted model, not a curated record.
AUGUGCUGCACCAGGCCGCCUCAUGUUUCAGUCGCCACAAUAUUCGAGAUAUCGCGAUACAUGUUUAUUUGUAAUGCACUAAUCAUAAGGUGGGCGAAUUCCCCGAGUUUCCGUCAAACUUUUGUUCUACUUAAAACCAAACUACACGAAAUUAGUGAGGUACACUCAUUUGGAUACGCUCAUUCAGUUGCCUGGAAAUAUCACAAGCGAGUGAUUCAGCCGGGUUCCAGGCCACUUCAUGAUUCAGUUGGCACGAUAUUCGAGAUAUCGCAGUAUAUUUUCAUAAAGGAAACUGCUCACAAGGUUGCUGUCGAAGAGUUUUCAGCAACCUUACAAACGUGUGAAGGUGAACUGAACAGGGGUGACUUGGGUGUACCCAGCAAGGAGCAUCGUAACACUGAUGUAUUAGAUUAG